AGCCCAUAAUAAUUGUACAAUAUAAGUAAUAAUAAAUAAUAAUGUUAUGUUUGUGCAUGACAAUGGUAUUUUCAGUUUUCAUAUUUUCGAUUUAGCUGUAAAUAGUAACAAGACGUGCUAACUACUCCGACCUACCACCUGCCCAAACGUCGACGAUUGUGAAAAUAUUGAUAACUCGUACUUGAUACCUCUCGACUCUCGAGUUUCGUGAUAUUCACGAACGAUAAACGCUAACAAUUAUAGAUUUUUUUUUUGUGUGAUAAAUAAUAUUACAUAAAUCUAUUUAAAAGACUUAACAUGGUCCACUUGCACCGAACAACAAACUAUGAGGAGUUUAUUGCGCUCAUGAAAAUAUUGGAGGAAUCCAAACAGCAGACUUUUGUCGUUUUCACCGGCACGCCCAACGAGAGUGGCGAGAGUUGGUGUUCAGACUGUGUUGUUGCCGAUCCAGUCAUCAAGAAACAGAUCGAACACAACGAAGAACAUCUAAAAGACACAAAUAUUGUAUAUGCUCAAGUUGGCAAAAGAGAAGAAUGGAAGAAUAACAAUGAAAAUCCAUUUAGAUUGGAUAAAAAAAUACGGUUGCAGUUUUUACCUACACUGCUUAAAUGGGGUACAUUACAUAAACUUCAAGUGGAAGAAUGUUUGAAACCCGAUUUACUUAACAUGGUCUUCAAUGACACAGAAGAUGAUUCUUAAAAUACACAUAUUUAUAAGAAAUAUUGCCAACAAUAAUAAAAAAUUUUAAAUUGAAUAGKUUCA
This is a messenger RNA of Diuraphis noxia (Russian wheat aphid), 762 nucleotides long. RefSeq names its product thioredoxin domain-containing protein 17-like. Gene Ontology annotation, cellular component: cytosol. Lineage: Eukaryota; Metazoa; Arthropoda; Insecta; Hemiptera; Aphididae. The record is from RefSeq and is a predicted model, not a curated record. Gene Ontology annotation, molecular function: protein-disulfide reductase [NAD(P)H] activity.